Molecule: messenger RNA, 1128 nt
Organism: Coniosporium apollinis CBS 100218
Lineage: Eukaryota; Fungi; Ascomycota; Dothideomycetes
Exons: 1
Coding region: 1-1128 (375 amino acids)
Source: RefSeq, a predicted model, not a curated record
AUGGAUCCCGCAGCAGUUAACCACCUUUUCCAGAGAGCAAGGCGGGAUCAACAGCUGGUCAAACGCGUUGUUCUCUUCAUGUUCAUCUUCUUGCUGUUCGUCAUGCGGUACUUGUCCGGAUCCCAAAGCUCCACCACAGUAUUCGCCUUUCCUUACCGCGAGACGAUUAACCGGACCCAGGAUGCAGAGCGAUUCAGCGACUUCAAGCCUAAGGGCCGCAAGGUUACCGCCAAGAUGACCGAAGUUAUUCUAGCAUUCGAUACCUGCGACGAGAAAGUCAUGUUGCCGAGCCAAGCAGAGUUUCUCGCCCUCGCCGAGAGCGCACAGGAUUCCGCGGCCACACUUGUGAGAUCCACCCACCGCUUCGAGUUAACCCAUUAUGAGGUCAUUACGAAGCUGGAACUGCUUACCCAAGGCCUGCCUAACCAGCCAAGCACGAGAAGAGUGCCUACCGGCGACACAUUUCCUCAGGAACCAGCGGAGAAGGAAGCAGACCCGGUGGAGAAGCUGUUCUAUUGGGCGAAGCAGGCAUAUCCGGUUGAGCAGCUACGACGCGUUGAGAAGCAGGGUAUCCGGAUAUCGAAACAGCUCUUCCGAGGCCUGUGGCGCCAUCUAAGAACCUUGGCCGCCAGCGACACGAUUGACCAAGAACCAGUGGAGCAAGAAGCAGACAGGGCGGAUCGGGUGCUGCAGUGGGCGCAAGAGGCGGCGGGUACGAGGGUGGCCGACAUCGAAGAGGACGUGGUCAAGGGGUUGCAGAACCUAAGGGCCCUGCUGGACCAGAUGCACAUGGUCGCAGUCGCGGACGAGCCUAUUAUGAGGCGCGAUCUGAAGAAAGCCGAGUCGAGGCACGGUAAUCCUUUGUGGACCGUUUUUACCGACACCGACACUCCAUUAAGGCAGGCGGUUCAGAGACUUCGAACACUGGAGAUGGUUCACGAAACCACGAGGUCAGCUGCGGUGGAGGCGAGCGACAUGGUCAGGUUGGUGGAGGAUUACUGGGAGGAUGCCGCGAGGGUCAAAGUCCAGACAAAGAAGCUAAGAGAGGGCGUGAGGAGUGGUGACUUUCGGGCGGCCGACGCCAUAGUCAAGGUCUGGGAGGGGUUUGUCAGCUUGAGAAUCGGUUAG